Messenger RNA from Podarcis lilfordi (Lilford's wall lizard), 16347 nucleotides. NCBI's taxonomy places the organism in Eukaryota, Metazoa, Chordata, Lepidosauria, Squamata, Lacertidae. The record is from the annotation of a GenBank genome assembly.
AUGGGGACUAAGUUCUUCUUUUUCACAAAACCGGUCCGUGCCAUCAUGCGGGAUAUGCAAUCCGCCGCUUUUCUCCUUCUGGACACCUUGUUGCAGUUGAGGCAGGGGGACACUGAGAAAUUCAAGGGCGAACUGCUCAGAUUCCCGGUCAAGGAGGGCGUCGGAAGAAUCUCCGAGGAGUUGCUCAAGGAAGCCAUGCCUUUGCAGCUCGUAGAGCUGCUGUUCAGCUACUACGGUGAGGCUUAUGCUGUGGAGGUGACGGCCCUGGUGCUGCAGGCGAUGGACUACAAGCCGCCGGUGGACGAUCCCUCGGGUAUCACCUGGCUAAGUAAGGGACUGGGAGCGGAGCGGGGGUUCGAUCCGACAGAUGGUGCUGACACCUCGCGGGUUCUGUCAGUACCGAGAGCUCAGCUCCCUCCCAUGGUUGCCUUCGUCCUUGGGUGGGUAAACCUUUCCUGCUCGAGUCCCCAUAUCCUCCUGGGUAACAUUCCAAAGAAUCAUAGAAUCUAAGAGUUGGAAGUGACCCCAAGGGAGAUCUAGUCCAACCCCUUGAAAUUUAGGGAUUUCAGCUAAAGCAUCCAUGGCAGAUAGACGGCCAUCCAACCUCUGCUUAAAAACCUCCAAGGAAGGAAAGUCCACCACUUCUCGUGGGAGUCUGUUCCACUGCUGAACGGCUCUUACUGUCAGAAGGUUUUUCCGAAUGUUUAGUCGGAAUCUCUUUUUUUUGCAGCUUGAAGCCAUUGCCUCAAGUCCUACCUUCCAGAGCAGGAGAAAAGAGCCAAAGGCCAGUGGGGGGUGUGGAGGUCCAGGGUGAAAUCAGCAGAAUGAUGGAUGUAAAUAUUCCCUGUGUAAAGUGCGGUGGCGUCUUCCCACACCCCUCUGCCCUCCAUCUGAACCAGGGCUGGCCCAAGACAUGUUAGCACCUGAGGCAAAACAUUACACGGCAUCCGCUCCCCACCAAGGAAGAAGGAACAUCAGAAACAGGGUGGGAAAUAAAUGUAGAAGCCAGCAAAUAGUUGAGAAGAGGCCUUUAAGUCAAGAGAGUCUUCAAACCCUCCUGGAUCAGUUUCUCUCUUCUGGGCCAGGCUGAGCUCCUUCAAUCACCUGAGAGGCUAGAAGGAUGGGAAGCUGCCUUCGGGCACAUUGGGCCAGUGGGUCCAUCUAGUUCGUUCCAGGGAUUUAGGCAGGAAUCUUUCCCAGCCCUUUCUGGAUCCUCCAGGGAUUAAACCUGGGAUCCUUUGCAUGCAUGUGAUCUAGUACAAAUCCACAGCCCUUCCCUACUUAGUCCAGUCUGAAAGUGCUCCCUGUUCAUUGUGCUCCAACAGGAAGAGAAGGGGAAUGUAGGAGUGCUGGAUUUUUUCUGUUCAAUAUGGCUACUAACAUCAAUAAUCACCACAGUGCAGAUUACACAUUUAUGGCUGCUGGCCGCACUGAAUACCUUGAAGGAGUCAGAUCUGAAGAAGUUCAAGAAGGAUCUCAGCAUGUUCCCCGUCAAGGAAGGCUAUGUCAGUAUCCCCAGGAAACUGCUGAAGAAAGCAAAUGCUUGGGAGCUCACAGAACUGCUUCUUGCAUACUGUGAUGAGGAUUAUGCUGUGGAAGUGGCUUCAGAGGUGCUGAAAGCCUUUGACCGUGAGCCCCUGCCAGAAUGUCCCCCGAGUUUCACCAGGAAAGGUAAGGAACUUGGAAGGGAGAACGUUGGCUGAGUCUGAUGGGACUGGGUGGAGAGGAGGCUUCUUGAACAGGGCUGUGUGUGUGUGUGUGUGUGUGUGUGUGUGUGUGAAACCUAUGUGCCAAUCUGUGUAUGUCUUCUUGACAUUGUGGGAAUGUUAAGGAAGGUUGGAGAUGAUAUAUUGUUUUGAUAUUAUCCCUCCUCACGCUAGUGAUAAAUAGCAGAGCACAUUCCCUUUUCAACUUAUAGGAAGCAAGUUGAUUCAAAUAGGCCAAGGGUUUGACUCAGUAACGCUUCUGAUGUGCACUCACUUUCUCAAUAUCUAGCAGCAGAACGACUUUGUGAAAUGCAUGUUUCAAGGCACCGGUCAGCUGAAUUCUUGUCCUCAAAAAUUAAUCAAGCUCUGGAGAAACUGAUUCCAUCAGAAAAAGCCACCAAAGGGUAAUUUCUGUACUUAUAUAAUUGACUGAAGCCACAAUUUUAGCUACAGCUUUAGCAGUGUUUUCCCCCUCUCAACUAACCCUUCCAAUCCAAAGCAAAUGUAAAAUCUAUUGCUCUUAAAACAAUACAAGUCAGUUCGCAAGCUCUCCUGCUUAAAACAAAAAUGCUUUAGCACUAAUUUAACAAGUGUCUGGAGGUGAUUGGAGGAUGGAUGGCAGCUAACAGAUUGAGGUUGAAUCCUGACAAGACAGAAGUACUGUUUUGGGGGGACAGGGGGCAGGCCGGUUUGGACGACUACCUGGUCCUGAAUGGGGUAACUGUGCCCCUGAAGGACCAAGUGUGCAGCAUGGAGGUCAUAUUGGACUCAAAGCUGUCCAUGGAAGCGCAGGUCAAUUCUGUGUCCAGGGCAGCUGUCUACCAGCUCCAUCUGGUACGCAGGAUGAGACCCUACCUAUCCGCAGACUGUCUCACUGAGUGAUGCAUACCUGGUUAUCUCCUGCUUGGACUACUGCAAUGCACUCUAUGUGGGGCUACCUUUGAAGGUGACCCGGAAACAACAAUUAAUCCAGAAUGUGGCAGCUAGACUGGUGACUGGGAGUGGUCACUGAGACCACCAGUCCUGAAAGACCUACAUUGGCUCCCAGUACGUUUCCGAGCACAAUUCAAAGUGUUGGUGCUGACCUUUAAAGCCCUAGGUGGCCUUGGCCCAGUAUACCUGAGAGUGAAACAGAAACAGAGAGUGAUGGUUGGCUGGGGGUAGACAGCAAACCAAGGGAGGGAGACAGGAAGGCAUGUGGGUGGGCAGUGGUGGGGAGAAAAUAUUGGGGGGGCUAUGCCCCCAGAAGAAAAUUAUUGGGGGGUUGGCCAAAGAACCCUCAUUGGCAUUUAUGGUAAGGAAGCAGUCUGUAUCCUAACUAUGUUCCAAUUCUCCUCUCCCCACCUUCUGUUGCCUAAAUAAAAUAAAUGUUUCUGCCACAGGUCAUUGGAAAGAUCCACAAUCUCUAGUGAUGAGAUGAUCUACAAGGGAAGAAAACAAUUAAUGGAAAUUCUUGAAGCGGAUAUUGAACUUUUUUUAGACGUGCUAUGCUUUUGCUAUGUCAUCACUCUGAAAGAAUACAGAGAGAUUUUCAAAGUGUGGAAAAUUUUAAAGAGGAAAAGUAAAAAAUUGCUGAGUAUAAUCCAGGAAAGAGGGGAGCAAGCUUGUUGCAGGUUCCUGGAAUGCAUAGAAAUUGUACGUCCAGGUUCAGUUCUGAUUUUGCUGUCUGCAAGGCAUGGUGAGUUUGACUUAAACUUCAAGGGCAGUUCAACUUACUUCCUCCUUGCAACAGUCAUGUCAGGCAAAUAACUGUCUUCCUUUUACAGGUUUGGAUCAAACUCCACUCAAGGCAGUUGGCCAAAUAGGGCCACAGCGGGAAGAAAGCAGGAAGCUGGAGAACUCAGCAAGUUCUUGGGAAAGUGUCCUGUGUGACUUGCGUCUCAGGGAGGUAAGAGGCUGACCUCUAUUGAUGUGCAUUUUUCACCCACAGGAAUAAGGUACACAUUGAUAUUUUUAACAUGAAGCCACUGAAUUUAAAUUUCUAGUUCCCUAAGGAUAGCAUUUAUCCCAUCCUUGGUAAUUAUUUACAUAUUUGCUAAUGGCUGAUAGCAGGAAAUAAGGCUGCAUCUAGCCAGGUGGUUCCUGUGGGAAUGUUGUGGGUAGCAGGAGAGGAUAUAUUGAUUUAAUAUUAUCCUUCCUAACUCACACUAGUGCGUUUAUUCAUACAGCAGAGUGCAUUCCCCUCUUUACACAGCAGGAAGCUAGUUGCAGAUUCGUUAGAAUCUCUUAAGUUCUGUUAUUCAUGGCAAGACCCCUUUGAUUCCCUCGUAAAAGAAUAAAGACACAACAGUCUUCUUUUAAAAGUAAUAAGAAGUUUACUCACAUUCAGUUCACAGUUGGAUCCCUGAAGGCAGGCUUUAGCUUAGAGUUACAGAAGAAAGUUUGAGUUCAUCCCAUAUGAGAACUCAUCCCACAUGCUGCUGCUGAGAGCCAGAAGUGCAGUCCAAGAGAAGAAAGGGCAUCAAAAGAGGGAAGGUGGCUGCGUGACUGGACAUUUUGUUAGGUCUGGAAGGGUCACACCCACCUACCUGGUCACAAUCAAAGGAAGGAUGUUCCAGACCAGGUGUAACAGGAAGUUCAACUGGCUGGACCAACAUUCCCCUGCAUGUCCACUCUAGGCAAACAGGAAAUGUUGUAUUUGACUGCUUAUGUUACAUCCCACAGCUCCUUGUGCUAAUAACUCAUGGUGAGUGUCACACUGUUUCCAUUUAGUCAGGAAUCGUCUUGCCUUGCUCUUAUUUUAUGGGCCAGUUGAUGUCACAUUUCAAAUCCUCCCAUAUUUUCCAGUGCUUAAACUCUUUCCAUUUAAUAAGAUCAUUGCACGUCUGCACAAUUGUAAUGCUGUGAUUCCAGUUUAGUGUGGAAUCCUCUUGAGUCACAUCUGCUUUAGAAGGGCCCAUUUGAUGUGGUCAUCCAUCUGUUAAACUCCCAUAUUUUUCAGUGCUUUAAACAUUUUUUAUUAACACGCAUUCAACUCAUGUUAGGCAUCUUCAGAUGUCAGUGUGUGAACACCUGUCCAGAAGAUAAUUCUCUGAGUGCAUCUUGACUCCUGGUUACAUGCAUAUUUUCUAAAUUCCAGGAUACUGCUUUGCUGUUAUCCCUACUUAUCUGGAUGAUGAAUAUUAUUGAAUGUGUUUCAGUGUAAUGAGAUCUUACAAUGAGAAGGAAGAAUGUUGCAUUAAACAUACAUUUUUUAUUUUUUUUUACUGAUAAAUUUUUAUUGGUAUUAUACAUAUAUACAUAUAAACUUAUACAAAGUCCAAUACUUAAAUUACACAUAAUAUAUUCAUUCCAUAAAUCAUAAAUACAUUUAUUUUAGGCUCUGCCAAGCCUUGAACUUCCUUCCACUCCUUUGGUAAGUAUCAAAUAGACUUUAUAUUCACGUAUUUUAUCUCUUUUACAUAAUAACCUUUUACUGUUAGAGUUAUUCCAAUCCCGCCAGUGUCGUUUAAAGUUUAGUCCCAAUAUAUAUCCAAUAUUUAAUCCAAUUAUCAUGAAAUUUCUGUUCAUCUUGAUCUCUUAUUCUUCCUGUUAUUCUAGCGAGCUCGGCAUAAUUUGUUAAUUUAAUCUGCCAAUCACUUAUAUUAGGUAUGGCGUCCGUUUUCCAAUUUUGUGCUAACAUGAUUCUUGCGGCUGUUGUGGCAUAUAAAAAUAGUACCUUAUCUUCUUUUUUGAUUUCUUUACCUGUCAUUCCUAGCAGAAAGGCUUCGGGUUUUUUUGGGAAACGUGUAUUUAAAAAAAUAUUAAGCUCGUUAUAAAUCGAUUCCCAAAAGCCUUUCACUUUGCUGCAUAACCACCACAUAUGGUAGAAGUCACCAUCUACUUCUCCACAUUUCCAACAUCUUUUGUUCUUUAACCUAUAGAUCUUAGCCAGUUUCACUGGUGUGAGGUACCACCUAAAUAUCAUUUUCCACAUAUUUUCCCUUAAUGCCAUACAUGCCGUGAACUUCAUGUUAGUAUUCCAUAAUUCUAGCCAUCUCUCAAAAUCGAUGUUAUAGCCGAUGUCUAUUGCCCACUUAGUCAUAACCUCCUUCACCUCCACAUUAAACAUACAUUUUAAAAAUAAUGCUAAUAUCAUCAGUUUACUAACACACCGUACUUCAGGAAUCAGUCUAGGUUAGUCUACUGUGGCCAAAAUGAAUACAGAGCACAGCAGGUGAAGAAGAAGCUGUAGCAGUGUGUAGUUGUGGCUUUGGCCUCAAGUGGUGCUCCUUGGUGUGGUCACAGGGGUGUUAGAAACAGACAAGAAUGCUGCCUUUUCAGAUGGGAUCCACAUUCUGGCAUCCACAUAAAUGAUUACAGUUUCAUUAUAGGAUCUUCCAGAAAAAAUGAAACCAGAGGUGGUUUCAGACUCAGAAAGGGGCAACGAAGCACACAGGUGAGUGAUCUCUCCAUCAGACAUUUAAAAACCUUUUCCAUUCAGGGAACGGUUUUUACAUUUAAUUGUUCCACAGAGCACAUCUGGUUUCAGUGGGUCUCACAGUCAUCAGAUAUGGUGGUGCUCCCUAAAACAUACACAGAGUACAUCUACAGUAUGUUCUGCACAUUGCAAUGAACAGUUGGCCAUGGUGGGCAAAUUCUGUCUCAAGGAAGCUUACCCACCAGUCCUGAUCUCUUCACUGAGGAACUCCUGGGUCCCUCAAAUACAGCUGGAAAAUCAUUACCUUGGAGCAUUGCUGUUGCUUAUUAUUUCCAGGAGGGUGAAAAAUAUGGAACUCUGGAUUUUUUGAGGAAUUGUUGUUUCUCCUCCUUAAAUAUAUUUUUAUUGAUUUGAUUUAAGUCAUAUUCCACCUUUCUCCCAAGGAGUUCAAGGUGGCAUGCAUGGUUUUCCUCUCUGCAUUUUACCCUCACAAGAACCCUAUGAGGUACUUUAGGCUAUGAGGCAGUGACUGGCCCAAGGAGCUUCUUGAAGGAAGGGAGUUGUCUCCUUACCUCCCUCCCUCCCUGCCAUUUCCUAAGCUUUCUUGCCACUCCCCUAAAAUCUAUUUUUUUUGUUCUUUUCUACUAGAAAAAGAACCAUUCAUGCCAUUUUUUUCAGUUGAGGUAUUGGAGUUGUGUUUCCACAUCUCUAAGCCAAUACUCACAUAAAGGAGUAUAGGUGUGCACAGUUCUCUUGUUAGUCUUGAGUAGCUUUCUGCAUUCUUUGAUAUUUCAUGAUCAGAUGUUCUCAAGUGCAACUUGCCCAUCUCAUUCUAUGUGAGAGGAUCCAGACCAGGGGCCCUCUGAGGACACAAGACAACUGGGACCAAGGCAGGUACAGAACUGACCUGCUUGUUUUUCUUUUCUUCUUCUUUUUUGAAUUUGCAUUUUAUUUAACAUUCUUAUAUUACAUCGGUAAAUGUUGACAUAUUACAUUACAGGACUUACUAUAAUAUAAUUUCCAACAUGUAUACAAAAAUUAUAUACAAAUUUUAUAUACCUAGAAAGAAAAUAAAACAAAAAGAAAGAAAGAACAAAGAGAAAAAACAAAAACAAUUCCCCCCCAAAAGAUCAUAUACAUACCAACACACUAGACUUCCUGUCUAUUCCGUUGUAUAUUCCUUUUUUACAAAUGAAUGUACUCUUAUUAUUGUAUAUUUCUUUACAUUUUAUCUAAUACAUUCCUACAUCAAUAUGUGCUUUUAGUCUUAUUUCUCAACUCAUUCUCGCUCCAACGUCAAUCAAAUGCUAGCAUAGAUAGCGAACCAUUACUGUAUUUUUUAACAUAUGUUUUAUGCCUAUCCCACUUUUACAUAAAUUUUUGUUUUGAAUCGCCUCUCAGGGUAUUUGUUAACUGCGCCAUUUCAGCAAAUUAUUGUAGCUUGUAAUGCCAGUCCGUUAUUGUCGGGGCUUCUUGUUCCUUCCACCCCUUUGCCACCAAAGUCCGAGCUGUGGCUGUUGCAUAUAAGAAUACCUUCCUAAAGGCCAUUGGGAUGUCCCUGCCAACAAGGCUUAACAGAAAUGCCUCUGAUCUUUUUAAAAAAGUUAUUCCAAACAUUUUUUUCAACUCCUCGUAAAUUAAGCCCCAGAAUACUUUGAUCUUCCUACAUGUCCACCACGUAUGAUACAUGUCGCCAUUACUCCCACCACACCUCCAACAAGUAUUCGCUAAAUUUUUAUACAUCUUCGAUAGUCUUGAGGGGGUGAGGAACCACCUGUGCUGCAUUUUUAACAUAUUUUUUUUAUGUUAUAACACGCUGUAAAUUUCAUAUUUGUUCUCCAAAGCUCUUCCCAUUUGGCCAUCAUUAUUGGACGUCCAAUGUCCUGUGCCUAUCUAAUCAUUGUUGCCUUAACCAUCACCUCCUUAACUUUCCAUUCCAGGAGGAGUCGAUAUAUUCUCGAAAUUACCCUGAUUUUAUUAUUUAUUAAUUCUGUUUAGAGGGCUGAUUAUCAAAUCAAGUAUUUUUAUCUUGUUUAAAUAUUUUGUAUAUUUCAUGGUAUUCCAACCAACCAGAAAGCUGGUCUUUUAUCUCCUCAUAUUUUCUAAAUUUAAUUUGGCCGUCCUCUUCUAACAAUAAAGAAUUAUAUGUUAUCCAGUCUCCUUUCAUGUUCUUCUUUUUUACCAUGUUUGCUUCAGCUGGCGAUAUCCAAUAUAGAGUCUUUUAUAUUUUCCCCAAACUCUAAACAGGGAAUUUCUUACUACGUGGUUUGUAAAGAUCUUAUGUACUCUAUACUUAUCAUAAUUUCCAGUUCACAGUUGGAUCCCUGAAGGCAGGCUUAAGCUUGUAGUUACAGAACAGAGUUUGAGUUCGUCCCAUAUGGGAAUGAGCCCCUUGUGCUGCUGGCUGAGAGCCAGCAGACAGCAAAAUACAUCAGUAUCAGCAUCAAAAGAAGAAGAACAAAAAGAAGGGGGGGGGAGAUGGCUGCAUGACUAGCCCUUUUAUGGGGUCUCCCAGGGUCAUACCCAUUUACCUGGUCACAUGCAGGGGGAGGAAGCUCCAGACCAGGUUUGACAGGAAGUCCUCCUGGCUGGAGUAACACCCCCCCCCACAUGUCCACUCUGGGCAAACAGGAAGUGUUGUACUUGACUGCUUAUGUUACAUCCCACAUAACCUACCCUGGGAGCUAAUGGUAAAGCCUGGGUAAAAAAAAAAAAUCAAUCAAUCAAUCAAUGUAUGUACAUACAUGUUUCGGGCUUUUCACCAGAACUUUCCUAUUUAAAUAACAUGCAACGAGCUGUUACAGCUACCACGGCCCAAACUAGAUGUGAUAGUGGCUGCUUCCCUUAUUAGAACUGGCUCCUCCCCAUCACUUUAAAACAGUGUGCUUUUUGGUCCAGUGGUUAGAGCUAAAUGGGUACAUGGGUUACAGAACUCUUACCAUGGUUACUGAGUAUGAUAAAUUUCCCUGGCAUUCUAGUAUCACCAACACACAGGUAAACAGAAGAUGAGUAGUUUCUUUCACCAGCUUGCUUUGCUCUGUUUUAAGACACCAUUUUAAAAACAGCUCAGUAUAAGAAAAAAAAACACCUUUUUUAUUUAUUGGUUGGCCUCAUAGCAGUUGUUCUUCAGUUGUGCUUCACCAGGAGAUAUCCUUCUAUCAAUUUUUUACCUCCUUUAAUCAGCAUGUGAAGCAUCUCCUGCCAAAAUAUCAAUUAGACCAGUGGAGGAAGUUAUCCCGAUUCAUGUUCUACCUGAUUCCCCUUUCAUCUUUCCUUUUUGCCAUUCAGAGUGGGCUCCACUGAGGAUGGCUUCUUCUGUUGCUGUGACACAGAUCUCAUAUGUGAGGUGAGAAAGGUCAGUACUGCAUGCCUCUAAGGUCUGCACCCCAGUUGACCUAAUGAGAACAUCAGCCUUUUGUGUAAUUGUGGGUUUGGCUUUAAGCAGUGCUCCUUGGUGUGGCUGCAGGGGUCUUAGACAAGAAUGCUCUGUUUUCAGAUAGGACAAAAGGUCUGGCAGCCAUAUUAACGAUUGCUGUGUUACAGGAUCUUCCAGAAAAAAUGAGACCAGAGGUGUUUUGGGACUCAGAAAAGGGCCAUGAAAAAUACAGGUGAGUGAUCUUUUUGAACUGUUUCCUUUUGGGAUUCAGAGACCAUGGAACACAUUUGGUAUAUGUUGAUCUCAUAGUCAUCACACAUGGUGGUGUUUUCUAAAAUGUAUCCAAUUACACUAGAGACCUGCACAUUGCAAUGAAAGAUCAGUCAUGAUGGGCAAGUUCUCACUGAUAUCUUCAAUGAGGAGCUUCUAGGUUUCUUGGAACACAGUUGGGAAAAAAACAUUACUCUGGAGCAAUUCUGUUGCACAUAUCCAGUUGUUUAUCCACUUUGAAGAUAUGGGUAGCAUCAUAGACUAUAACUAUAGAAUUGUAGAGUUGGAAGGGACCAUGAGAGUUAUCAAGUCCACCUAGUUUUUUUACUCACAGGGCAGCCUCACAGCAAACCUGCUUCUCCAUGGAAUAAUGCUGAGGGUGUAGAAUGAUGAACCCAGGAGGUUUCCUUCCCUAAAAGUUUCAACUUCUAAUUCAGUAUAUGAAGCAUCUCCUGCAAAAAAAUAUACCAUAUUUUUCUAUGUAUUGGAUGAGGUUUUUUGACACAAAAAAAUGUUUGAAAACUGGGGUCAUCCAAUACACGGAGAGUGGCAUGGGGGGAGAUGCUGCUGCGCAUGGGGAGCGAUCUGGGGGCACUGGCUGGUGGCGUGCAGCUUCUCCCAAUGCCACAGCGAGCAGGGAGUGAUCUGGGGGCACUGGCUGGUGGCGUGCAGCUUCUCCCAAUGCCACAGCGAGCAGGGAGUGAUCUGGGGGCACUGGCUGGUGGCGUGCAGGGCUGCCACAGCGAGCAGGGAGCAAUCUGGGGGCACUGGCUGGCUGGAGCACAACUUCCCCUGGUGCUGCUGCACGAGGGAAACACUCGGUACCUGCGCACAGGAAAUGAUCUAGGGAGUGUUUCCUGCCCACAGCUGCGUGGGGGGAGAGACUCAACAACUUUGGGCCAUCUCCCCUCAUUUUCUCAAAACUGAGUCCCCCAAAAUGGGGGGGGGGUGUCCCUUAUACACAGGGGCAUCUAAUAGAUGGGAAAGUAUGGUAAAUUAGAACAAUAGAAAUUCUCUUUAUCCAUGUUCAACCUACUUCCCCUUUCAUCUUUCCCUUUGUGCCAUUCAGAGUGCGCUUCACAAAGGCUGGCUCCUUCUAUUGUUUAGAUACGGAUCUCAUAUGUGAGGUGAAAGAAGCUGUGACCGUAACAUACCACUUUGAUUCAUGGCCUAAGCACCUGGAAGGACAGACCACCGAGGAGUGGCAUGUUGCUGGCCCUCUGCUCAACAUUCAAGUGGAUCCAGUGGAGGCUGUGUCAGCUGUUCACUUCCCUCAUUUUCUGUGUCUUGAAGGUAUGCUAGGAAACAAAGGCUUCCAAUAGUAAGACCAAAAUAGGUAGAAUCCUUAGCAAGAAUAAUGGAUCAGGAAUGCUAUGGGGCCAGCAGUGUUGGUUCUAUGUAUCAAUAGUGCUCACUUACCUAUCUUUUGUACUUGGUUUCAAUUUUGCAAUUUUAACUCUGCUAUUUAUUUCCUAUGAUUUCUAUAUUUUCUUUUUGAGCUGCCUUGAGAGGACAUUGCCUGUAAGGAGACCAGGGGGGAAAACCUUAGAUUAUGACGAUGAUGAUGACAACAACACAAUAAAUGCUUGCAUUAACAGGGACGGUGAUGAGUUUUGUCACCCAGACUCAAGUUCACCCUUUCCCACUUGUAACAGGUUUCUUUAUUAUUCCUUUGUGCUCCUUUUCAGAUGAAGACAGUUCCCAAGUCCAUAUUGCUCACUUUGUUGAAGAAGGGAUGGUACUGGAGAGGCCAGACAGAGUGGGACCAUAUCAUGUUGUGUUGGAAAAUCCUACCUUCUCUCCCCGUGGAGCCAUUUUCAGAAAGUCAUGGUUUAAGCGAAAGAUUAAGGUCCACACUGUGGCACUGCUCUAUCAAAUGCUUCGAUUCAAGGCACCAACAUUUCACCUAUACCUCCUACCCAAUGACUCUUCUGUGAGAAAGGUAAUCAGGAUUCUCCAACUGAUUGGUAUUCCAGACAGCCUGGAUCAUUUGCCUGAACAUAGGAAGCCUGACAGAGUAGCUAUGCAAAAUUAUGCAUCAGAGUGUGUCAUGGUUCAUGAACUCAUUUACCAAACUGCUCGUCAACAUCAACAUGCCCCUAGAGAGAUUAGUAGUUGCCCUUCACUGAGUUACUUUGGUUUGCACCAGUAGUGAUGUUUAAAAGUGACAUUUCCAAUGCUAGGCAACCUCCUUUCCAGAGGGCAAAUGCCAUGCCUGGUUCCAUAGACAACAGCAUUGUCACUGAAUUGUGAAAACAAAAUAUCCUUAUGCUACUAUUUCUAAGUACACUCAGCCUUCUCUGAAGUUAAUGGAGAUUCCUUCAAAAUAAAUGUAUUUAGCAAUGAAGAAAUUCAUCUUACUUUGUUUAGGAAUUGGUUUGGUAUUUACUAGGAGCUUUCUCCAAGAACUCAUGAGGGAAAUGUUGCUUCUGGUUUGCAAAGUUGGCACAUGAGGGAUAAGUUGCCUUCUCAAUUUCAACUGCUCCUCAGAAUACUGUCCUAUGUUUUGAUCAAAGUGUAAUGCCUUCUAUGGUUUCCUGGGUUGUCUCAUCAGGAGAGGUGGCUGUAUUGUUAAGUAUAAUUGUUUAAUUGUACAUUGAAAUGGAAAAUAACUCUGUAUGUGUAGUACUAAAAGCGCAACAUGUUAUGGAAACUUCUACUGAGCUGCAGAGUGCCUAACAGUUAAUGAUUAGUGAGAAUGUAUCUCUACCACUCUGUCACGAGGUGUUUAACUUAGAUCACGAGGUAUUCCGUUACAGGUCUCCAUUUUGGUUGUGUGAAUUAGCUCUGUGUCUGAAAGCACCAAAGAGAAAGGAUGUAUGAUUCUCUCUCUAGAAUGCAGCCUCAGGCUAAUGGAGGCUGGAAUGGGAGAGGCAGAGCUUUGAUUUCAGCUCUGAAUGAAGAUGUUUAUAUUUCUAAGAUAUUUUUACCUGUGCUGGGAUCAGCACAUGAUAUUAUUAUGCAAUUAUCUGGAUGUAACAUUAUUGUUGUAAGUUUAUUUUGGAGCAAGUUCUGUUAGUAAAGCUUUUGAUCCAUAUUUUUGGACUGGGCAAUCUUUAUUUCAUCCUAUUGCUUCCAAAUGCACAAUAUUAAUAGCCUCAAUGUGCUGUGAGAAUGCCAAAGGAGAGGUAGGGAUCCAAUUUUUAGCAGCUUGGUGCCCUUUUUGUAUGUCUCAAAAGUAACAUUGUUUGUCGUUCACAGGCGGUUGAUGAACAUGAAGUAAAUUGUCCUUCACACAGAAUAGAGAAACCCCCUGGGACCCUAAAACCUCUGACGAUUGGCUCUCGCUUCUUUGUGGAGGCGAAUGAUGUCACUGUCUGUCCUGAGGUGAGAAACAAAGAAGAAAGGUUUUGCUGGGGGAGAACCCAGAAUGGGAGAAACUAUAUCAGGAUCUUUCUCUACCCUUUAAUUUGACUCCCUUAGAACUGGGUGCUAUACUAAGCCCUAUUCACAUCUACAGAGGUUUCAUUCUUCCCCACAGGAACUGGAGUUUCAAUACCUGGAUGCAGAGAAGCUGCAGCAGUACCUAGAACUGUCUGCUGAGCAAAUACAAGACAAGUUCAACUUCUCUCUGAUAGAAAAGCACACAAAUAAGCUUGUUUGGAAGACCCAUGUGAAACGAGGUGAGGAUUUUUUUUUCAAUGGAGGACCACAAUCUGGAUUGUGGCUUGGGAGGCAGAAUGAAAAAGGACCACUAGUCACAUUCCCUGUCUGUCUGACUGUCUCUUUCCUGUUCUCUUUCAGAGGAGUUAAAUUCAGAUGAGAUGAAUUCAACACAAGGUCAGCAGGUUUUAAUGACUUAUUUCCUUUUGCUUAACCUGUAUGCCUCUCUUCCUCCCAAAGGGAGCACAAGAGUGGCUGGUGAUAUGGUACUAUAUACAUGGUACAGCAACAGAAAUUGUAACAUUCUGAAAUAGAGAUGAGUUGACUUGGCUUUAUGGACUUUUUUUUUGUGUCACAUGAAGAUAACAAUAAGAAUAAACAGCUUCCAACAAAUUAAAACAUCAAACACAGUAAAACAUCACACAUUAAAAACUUCCCUAUACAUUAUCAGAUCUCUGGAGAUCAUGACAGAUUAGGGGUCAUCAUGUGGGGUGGUCAGCCACAGCAGGCUUCUAGCAGUGCACCAUACAUUUAAAGUCCACUUUAUAUCACCUCAAUAGUCAUAGGGAAUCCUGUGAACUCGAUCAUUAAGGGUCUCCUUACAACUCACAGCACCCAUAAGAACAGGGUUUUUCUGAAUAGAUUGGUCACUGCAAUGCCUGCCAAACUUCCUCUGCAAAUUCUUCACACUGAAAGAGCUUCUGCAUUCCUGACUUUCUUCCCCAGCCAUUGUUUACUUGCUGGUUUUCAGCUCCCUUCUUGGGGUUAUAGGUGCCAAUUUGGGCCCCAGGUUAUGGGUGCCCAAUGGCACCCGCGACGUAACAUGACAUAGUGACAUCACAUUACAUCAACAUAAACUGGAAGUCACGUUGGAAGGCCUGGUAGGGCCUCGGGCAUGAUCUCAGAGGCCUCACAGGGCCUUGGAGAUCAUGUACGAGGCCUAGUGAGAUCUUUGACGAAACUGCCAGUUUGUACCAGAAGUCAUGUUGGAGCCUACGCUGUGGGUGCCAAGCACCCACAAUUUUGGGGGGGGGGGCUUGACCCCAGGGCCCCCUAUAAUUGGUGCCUAUGCUUGGGAUCAUGACUGGGGAAGAGCAAUUUAGAUGAUAUUUGGAAGUCCUGGGUUCAUCUCUCACCAUGAUCAUUCAUCUUCUCAAAGGUACCUGCUUGCAUUGUAUGUAUCCUCACUCUCUCUUCUUUCCAGCCUCUCGUAAUGGCACACUCACCAAUGCACCACCCAGAAGAACUGACUCAGGACAUGGAGUGGAAAGCAGGUAGGGCUUGAUCCUUUCUCUCACACUCCGUUUCCAGUCCUACCAUUAGGAUAAUGAGGCAGUUGUGUCUGGCAGGCGGCAGAUAUUGGGCAGGGGCGGGGAGGUACAAUACAGUUUCUUUAAGACUUAUUUACAUUUGCCUUGAUGAAGUUACAAUAUCUUUAAAUAAUAGUUACAGAGAGUCACCUAAGGCUGGCUGAAAAAGCUUAGUGCAAAUUACUCUUACGGUAGUUCCAUCUUCUCAGUCAAUUUCAUCAGAAUGCACUGUAGACUUCAGCUGGUUUGCUUUGAGCCAGUGUUCGAUCUCUCUCAUGAGAGCCACCAGAGCCCAUGUGAGAUUCUCCCAGAGCCCAGUAAGCAAGGUGGAGAGCUGAAAAACUUUUUUGUUCAGGAUCGUCCUGGUACAGAAAGCACUUUUUUGCUUUCUGCAUUGCGUUUAUCUGAUGAAAAUAGGGAUGCCCUAUUUAAUCAUCAUCAUCAUCAUCAUCUGACUGGGUUUCCCCAGCCACUCUGGAUGGCUUCCAGCAUAUAUAAAAACAUAAUAAAACAUGAAACAUUAAGAAACUUCCCUAUACAAGACUAGCCUUCAGAUGUCUUCUAAAGGUUGGUUAGUAACUUAUCUCCUUGGUUCAGGGGAGGCGGGUCACAUACAUAUAAGCGAAAUCUGUGUAAGUUGGGAGUUAACUGUACAUUCUCACACAGAAAACAGAUGUGCAUGGUGCCUCUCUUCCCCACUCCCUCACACUCCCUGCACUUGUGUGGAGAGGGGUAGACAUGUUGCCUCUGCAUGGAAGUUCCACCCAUGCCAGCACUGUUGCUUUGCAAUCUUUAAAGAGGAGAGUUGCUCUUUAAGGUGUUUUACUGCUCAGCAAUCAAAGAUGGCUCUCCAAGCUUUAGAACCCCCUCCGGCUACAGCUCUUCCCGCUCCCUCUGUGCUGAUCUAAGUUUUGGAAGUUAUAGCAGCACCUCCAAAUAAUCAGGAGUCCUUCUUGGGUCCCUUUGCUGAACUUCUUUUGUUUUAUGCCUGCUUUUCCCUGCCUCUGGGGGGACAACAAUGCAGAGCGACGGUGAGGAGCAUCAGAGACUGCCUGAUAUCUACUCUGGAGAACUUGGGUGAGGACGAACUCAAGAAAUUCAAGCUCAAGCUCCAUGAGUUCCCUGUCAUUGAAGGCUACGACAACAUUCCCCUGGGGCGGCUGAAGAUGGCAGAUGCCAUGGACCUGAGCCAACUCCUCCUGAGUUUCUACAUGGAGGAUUAUGCCGUGCAGGUGAUGGCUGAUGUCCUCAGAGCUAUCAACUGCAGGGAUGAGGCAAAGAAGUUCCUCAGCCUCACUGGGUGAGAAAGGAGGAGUCCCAGCUUGUGGAAUUCAUUGUGAGGUAGGGCAAAUGGAUUGUCACCUGCCCCAGCCCCACACCACCCUGUGAGUGGAGGGAGAUUGAUUCUGAUAAUCUCUUCAUGGGACCUGUGGGGGUGGAAAACUUUAUACUACGGUAAGGUAAAAGGUAAAGAACCCAUGGACUGUUAAGUUCAGUCAAAGGAGACUUUGGGGUGUGGCGCUCAUCUUGCUUUCAGGCCAAGGAAGCCAGCGUUUGUCCACAGACAGCUUUCCAGGUCAUGUGGCCAGCUACUGGUGCCUGGAGGACCGUGGCGAAAGCCAGAGUGCACGGAAAUACCAUUUACCUUCCCACUGCAGCAGUACCUAUUUAUCUACUUGAACUAAUAGAAAUUAUUAUCUAAUAAAAAAUAUUAUUAAAAAA